Molecule: messenger RNA, 3426 nt
Organism: Ziziphus jujuba (common jujube)
Lineage: Eukaryota; Viridiplantae; Streptophyta; Magnoliopsida; Rosales; Rhamnaceae
Product: probable LRR receptor-like serine/threonine-protein kinase At1g06840
Exons: 21
Coding region: 270-3179 (969 amino acids)
Biological process (GO): protein phosphorylation
Molecular function (GO): protein binding; protein kinase activity; ATP binding
Source: RefSeq, a predicted model, not a curated record
AACAAACAUUAAUUGGACUAAGUCUUUGUUACUUCAUUCUUCCAAACUUCAGACCAAAUCCCCAGAUACAUAUUCACAAAUCACAAGCCCACUUGCUAAUUCCUAGAGGUUUUUUCUAAUCAAAAUUUUUUUAAAAAAUAAUAAUAAAUAAAUAAAGGAUUUUAAAUCUCAGUAUGUUUAUAUACAUGGAAAAACUACGACUCUUGGUUCCAAGUCUCAGUCUUUGUCUUCCUUUUGUAUUUUCAGAAGCUUUACAAUUACAAGGAUAGAUGGAAAGGAUGAGAAUUUGUCUUCAUGGAGCUAUGCUUGGUUUGCUUUUACUUUGUUUUUCCUUACACGUUUCAGGAGAUCUCUUAACUGAUCCUCGUGAAGUGAAAGCAUUGAAAGCAGUUCGCCGCAAACUCAAAGAUCCAUACAAGAAUCUUUGGAAUUGGAAAAAGACAGACCCUUGCAUACCUGGAAAAGAAUGGAAUGGGGUUAUCUGUACCAGUCCUCAGGAUGACGAUGCUUAUCUUCAUGUUAAAGAAUUGCGGUUGCUGAAUAUGAAUCUCUCUGGAACAUUAUCUCCUCAACUUGGCCAAUUCCUUAAUAUAACUAUAUUAGAUUUUAUGAGGAAUAAUAUAAGCGGUAGCAUACCAAAGGAGAUAGGAAAUAUGAUUUCUUUGCAGCAUCUGCUAUUGAGUGGAAAUCAGAUAUCAGGCCCCCUACCAGAUGAGCUUGGUAACCUCAGUAACAUCGCUAAGUUUCAACUGGACGAAAAUUAUAUUUCAGGACCAUUUCCCAAGUCAUUUGCAUAUCUGCCCAAUUGCAAGCACUUCCACAUGAACAAUAAUUCAAUCAGUGGUCAGUUACCAGCUGAGCUUUCUGCAUUGCCGCAAAUGCAGCAUAUCCUGCUAGACAAUAACAACCUAUCAGGGUAUCUUCCUUCAGAGCUCUCCCAAAUGCCAAACUUGACGAUUCUCCAACUUGAUAAUAACAACUUCGAGGGAACAGAAAUUCCAGACUCUUAUAGAAACUUGUCAAAAUUGCUUAAACUGAGUCUUAAGAAUUGCAACUUGCAAGGGAAUGUUCCUGAUUUUAGCACUAUACCAGGUCUUCUUUACUUGGAUCUUAGUUCAAAUAAACUUAAUGGAAGUAUACCAGCAAACAAGCUUUCUGUUAAUAUCACAACCAUUAAUCUAUCAAACAAUAUGCUUAUUGGAUCUAUCCCCUCAAACUUCUCGGACCUUCCUAAUCUCCAGAGUUUGUCACUGGAAAACAAUCGGUUAACUGGUGAUGUUCCUACUAAUAUCUGGGAGGAUAUACCAUUCACCGCAAAUUGGACACUUACCUUAAAUUUUGAGCACAACUUUCUCGACAAUAUAUCAGACAGCUUAAAUCCUCCUCCCAAUGUCACCAUUUUGCUCCAGGGUAAUCCUGUUUGUUCGAAGGAAAAUGAACUAAACAUAUCCCGGUUCUGUGGGGAUGAAGAUGGAAAUCUUGUGGAGGCUCCUGGAAAAUCAACUACCUAUUCUGUUGACUGCAAAACUCAAUCCUGUCCGGUCGAUGGCUUCUAUGAAUAUGUCCCAGAUUCCCCCAUUUCUUGCUACUGUGCUGCACCUAUUGGAAUUUGGAUGCGGUUGAGAAGUCCUAGCUUUACGAUUUUUCGACCUUAUAUUAAUCUAUUUAUGGACUAUAUAACAUUCAAUGUAGGAAUUGAUCCCUAUCAACUAGUUAUUGGCAACUACAGCUGGCAAAAAGGUCCUAGACUUAAUCUGUUUCUGAAAUUCUUCCCCAAGUACAGGAAUGGUACCAGCCUAUUCAGUAAAGAAGAGGUCCAAUAUAUUUGUGACCAGUUUGCUAAAUUUCAAAUUAAAGGGAAUAAUUUAUUUGGACCAUAUGAUCUCAUCAAUUUUAGUCUCCAAGGAGAAUAUAACUACAUUAUUAUCAUGCUUCCAGGAUCAGGUAUGAGCAAAGGCCAAAUUGCUGGAAUUGUACUGGGAUCUAUCUCUUGUGCUGCUACUUUGCUUCUGGCAAUUGCAUUAAUUUACAAUAAAAAUCACCUUGGAUUUAAACAAAAAAUUUCGAAGAAGCGGUCUGUUCCAAAGAAUCCUAUCAAGUUUGAAGGUGUUAAAGGAUUUGGUUUUCAAGAGCUUGAAACAGCAACAGACAGCUUCAGUACUGCUUCCCAAGUUGGUCAAGGAGGCUAUGGAAAAGUUUACAAAGGGAUCCUAGCUGAUGGCACAAUUGUGGCAAUCAAACGUGCUCAACAAGGAUCCUUGCAGGGUGAGAAAGAAUUCUUAACCGAGAUCGAAAUGCUAUCGCGAUUGCAUCAUCGCAACCUGGUUUCAUUGGUUGGGUAUUGUGAUGAAGAUGGUGAGCAGAUGCUAGUAUAUGAGUUUCUGCCUAAUGGUUCACUUCACAGUCUUCUAGCUGCCAGAUUUCGAAGUAAUCUUACUUUUGCGAUGAGAUUGAGCAUUGCAUUGGACUCGGCCAAGGGAAUUCUCUACCUUCAUACGGAAGCUGAUCCUCCACUUAUACACCGCGACAUAAAAACAAACAACAUAUUGUUGGACUCCAAGUUUACCGCAAAAGUUUCAGACUUUGGAAUCUCAAAGCUUGCACCAGUAUCAGAUGGCAAAGAAAUGGGAACAGAGACAAUAUCCACAGCAGUGAAAGGCACGCCGGGGUACCUUGAUCCAGAAUACUUCUUAACUCACAAGUUAACAGAGAAGAGUGAUGUUUAUAGCCUUGGAAUUGUAUUUCUGGAGCUCUUGACAGGGAUGCCACCUAUUUCUCAUGGCAAAAACAUUGUUCGUGAGGUAACAGCAGCAUGUCAAUCAGGGAAGAUGCUCUCCAUUGUGGACAGGAACAUGGGACCAUACAUUCCAGAAUGCCUGAAGAAAUUCAUGGACUUAGCCAUCAAGUGUAGUAAGGACGAAACAGCCGCAAGGCCUUCAAUGUUGGAGGUAGUGAGAGAGUUAGAGAACAUAAUUUCAAUGGUUCCAGCUGCAAAAUCAUCAGAGUCCAAUAAUGAUAAUUCAUUAAUAUCUCCAAAUUCAAUGGAUGGAUCUUCCUCAGCUGGAACAUCAGGAAUUGAAAUGGGACAGCUCUAUUCUGAAAGAAACACAUAUGCUUUUUCAGAUUACACUGGAAGUAACCUUGUUAGUGGUGUCAUCCCCACCAUCAAACCUCGCUAAUCACUUUCACACCACUUUUAUCAACCUUAAAUUGGUUUUUCGUCACUUUUCUGCGAGUAGGCUUUAUUUAGUCACAAGGUUUAGUUAAGUUGUAUAUGUAUAUGCAUAUUUAUAUACAUACAAUACACACAUCAGCCGUUGCUACUUGUUUUUGGUUCUUUACAUUGGUAUAUCGUUAUUAAAGUAUGUAAAAACUUUAUAUACAAUCAAAUUAAUGUUCUUAAGUCAAUAGGUUGACUUACCACCA